AUGAAUGAGGAUGAUUUGGUACGAAGAGCGGCGGAAGAGCGGGAAAUUAUCGUUGCUCGUUAUAAAAAAGGUCGAGAGGAAGGAGCACAAAUCGACCCAUGGGAAGAUCCAGCCUUUGAGGUUUAUCACGUCACAGACAGAUAUGGGUUUAUGCAUGAUAAACGUCUUCCAAAAACAGCUGAUGCAAAUGAAUUACGACAAAAGGACUUGGAAAUGGAAAGAGUCAAUAAAUGGCUCAAGAUGACAAUGGACUGGCAAUCAGUUUUAGGUUCAAAAAAAUUAAAACGUAGGAUUUUUAAAGGGAUACCAGAUAAAUUGAGAGCAUUAAUUUGGGGAUUGUUGUUAAAUGUUAAAAAGGUUAAAGAAGAACAAAAAGGAAAAUAUGAAGAAAUGAGAGAUUUAGCUUUAAAGUGGUCAACAGAUAUCAGACAAAUUGAUUUGGAUGUUAAUAGAACAUAUAGAGACCAUAUUAUGUUUAGGGAUAGAUAUAGUGUCCAGCAAAUAGCUUUAUUUAAUAUAUUAGGAGCCUACAGUAUUUACAAUUCUGAUAUAGGUUACUGUCAAGGAAUGUCGCAAAUAGCCGCUUUGCUAUUAAUGUAUUUCAACGAAGAAGAUGCAUUUUGGGCCUUGGCUAUUUUAUUCGCUGAUAGCAGGUACAACAUGCAUGGGUUUUUUAUUCCUGGUUUUCCAAAGCUAAUAAGGUAUCAAGAGCAUCAUGAUAAAAUCAUGAACAAGUUCCUACCGAAAUUAAAAAAACAUUUGGAUAAAAAUGGAGUAGAUACUGGAAUAUAUACUCUCAAGUGGUUUUUCCAAUGUUUUCUAGAUAGAAUACCUUUUCCAUUAACCUUAAGAGUUUGGGAUGUAUAUUUAUUAGAAGGGGAAAAAACGUUAACAUGUAUGGCAUAUAACUUGCUUAAAAUGCAUAGGAAAGCUUUAAUGAGAUUAGGCAUGGAUGAUAUUCUACAGUAUUUACAGAUUCGACUGGAAAAAGAUUUUGGGUUCGAUGAUGAUUCAACAAUGGAAACCCUUCAGAGAGCAUGCGAAGAAUUGAGAAAAGCUCAAUUGGACUAUGCUGGACCUCCACUGCCACACGAACUCCCCAAAAAACCGUUUGGAAUAUUUGUCGAGCCAACGGUAGAUUUGAAAAUCGGGCGAAGGAAAAUGGAAUUUUCACACGAGGAAAAAGUAACGAACGAAACGGUUAUCAUGAGACGAGACACGGCCAUUGAAAAUGCUUUGAUGAAUUCUGACGACUCCAUGAGCAACAGGCAUUCCAGAUUGUCCAUCGGUGACAGUGUGGGUUUAGGGGACGACAGCAGUCACGGAGGAUCUAAAAGAUCAUUGGCUGAUACGAGUGUGACGUCAACGGCUGACUUAUCGGUAUUUUCAACGGCAACGAGAUCUCAAUUUUUGGACAACAGUCUCGACACUCACAGCAACGCAUCGGAUGGAAGUGCGGGUGCCGUAAGCUUGGGAGGAAUCGGUGGGGGAGGGACGACGACGACGACGACGUCAUUGAAAAUAUCGUCUGCUCAUUCGACUCCGAGGACAACGCCGCACAUUCCGAGUCCGGACGUCGUUAGAAUUUACGUACCAUAUUCGCCGAGUUCUCCGACUCCUACGUCAUCACCGCAAAACGGUUCUGUCGCGAUGAUGAGAAAUUUCGUGGAUGUAGAAUCGGGUUACAACGUUCGAAACCAAUCUAAACCCACGCAUAUAAAUCUAAUAAGUCAAGAUGAUAAUAAGAUAACGAUUAAAGUGGACACUAGUCAAGAUGAUGCCAAAACUCCCGUCGUAGAUUACGGUCAUUAUAUGGUAUCCCCAAUUUUAUCCCCAUCGGAAAUCAAUUAA
Molecule: messenger RNA, 1851 nt
Organism: Pediculus humanus corporis (human body louse)
Lineage: Eukaryota; Metazoa; Arthropoda; Insecta; Psocodea; Pediculidae
Exons: 5
Coding region: 1-1851 (616 amino acids)
Source: RefSeq, a predicted model, not a curated record